Messenger RNA from Paramecium tetraurelia, 1334 nucleotides. RefSeq lists its product as uncharacterized. Gene Ontology annotation, cellular component: membrane. Gene Ontology annotation, molecular function: acyltransferase activity. Lineage: Eukaryota; Ciliophora; Oligohymenophorea; Peniculida; Parameciidae. The record is from RefSeq and is a predicted model, not a curated record. Gene Ontology annotation, biological process: lipid modification. The transcript has 5 exons.
AUGAUCGUCACUUUUGUGGAAGCCAUUGAGGAUAUGUUAAGGGGAAUCAACGUAGUGAAUUUGGAGUUGGACUUAUUGAUUUUGAUACUUUACUUUUACCUGUGCAUUCCCUUGGGAAUAGUUUUCAAUUCAUUGAGAUGUAAAAAUCAGAGAGUUUUGUACAAUUUAUUCUUUGGCUUAUUUUUUACUAUGAUCAUCACUAAGGAAUGGUUCAUAUACAUUUUGGCAUGGGCCAUCUUAAUUUACUUUGUUGGCAGAAUGUUCAAAGAUCCUUAUUACCCAAUAUUUAUCGUUGGAUUCCUCAUCAUGUCGUACUGUCAUGUGUAUAGAUUGAUGUAUGAUUACUUGAGUUGGAAGAUGGAUUAUAAUUGCAUCCAAAUGAUGAUAACAGCUCGUUACAUAUACUACGCAGUUGACAGGUCCAAAAUCAAAGAGCACGAUUCCUUCCUCAUGUUCCUAUCCUACAUUUUUAUGUAUCCCAAUCUCUACCUCGCUCCUCUUCCCUAUGUAAGCUUCGUAAACCUGAUCAUUCGUAAAGAAGAUUUCACUCAUUACUCAAUAAAACCUGCCCUCAUUAACUUGUUCAAGGCUAUGUUGUUUACGGCAGGCGAAUUGUUCAUAAGGCCUAAAUUUGACACGGAGGUCUACUUUUCUGAAAACUGGACUCAUUACAAUUUAAUUCAAAAACUGUGCAUCACACAAGCAGUUUCAGUGGUAUUGAGAUUUCAAUACUUUACUGCCUUUAAACACUCCCAGGCAGCCAUGGAUGCAUUUGGAAUUACAUAUAAUCCAGAGACGAAGAAAUGCGAUAGAUUUCCAGUGGCUGAUUAUCAUUAUGAUAUGGAAAAGAAUAUAAUGAAGAAAACGAUGAUGUGGAAUUCGAAUGUGUAACUUUGGUUGAGGUAUUGCUUCUAUGAUAAACUAAACCACUUGUUUGGGUCGCAUACAUAUUAUGUUACAUUUUUAAUCAGUUGUGUUUGGCAUGGGUUCUAUAUGACUUAUUACUUGUUCUUUGUGUUCUGGGCCAUCAGUGUGUAAAUAUGCAAAUACUUCUACAAGGCUCAAAGCAAAUUCUAUUUCAUCCCUGAAAAGAUCAGACAUGCGAUUUGCUGGUUCUGGAGUUGCAUGACGAUUGACCAUUUCGCCACAGGCAUGAAGGUGCUGGAUUGGAACAAGGCUAUUGAGUUCCAUCAGAGUUUGAAUUGGGUGAUUCACAUCCAGGCUUUGGUGUUGUUUGGGUUCUUUGCGAUCACAGGGUUCGGACAAUAGAAGACGAUGAAGAAGAAGGAUUGAAUUAUAUUGAAACAAAAGUAGAAACUAAAUACAAUAAAAAA